Penaeus monodon (black tiger shrimp) is the source of this 4928-nucleotide messenger RNA. RefSeq lists its product as uncharacterized. Gene Ontology annotation, molecular function: DNA-binding transcription factor activity, RNA polymerase II-specific; sequence-specific DNA binding. NCBI's taxonomy places the organism in Eukaryota, Metazoa, Arthropoda, Malacostraca, Decapoda, Penaeidae. Gene Ontology annotation, biological process: regulation of transcription by RNA polymerase II. The record is from RefSeq and is a predicted model, not a curated record. Gene Ontology annotation, cellular component: nucleus.
AAGAAGUUCCCAACAAGCAUAAAUGCAAUCAAUAAACUCUCAGGAGCAAGAGUGUUAGCUAUAGGCUACUCAGCUGACACAGAAGCUGACAGCCAGGAGACCCUAACAGGAGCCUUAGAGAGCUCAACACAUACGUCUGAUACGCUGCUUGAGGCUCUGGCAACAGAUAGUGGCAAGACUAAGUCCAGGAAACUUCGUAAGACAUGGCAGGAGUCAAUGGGUCUGCAGCCUAAGUCUCAGGGUAGUUCAGGGCAUCCAAAGGUUAUUUCUUCACCUGCCAAAGGAACCAAAGAGCUGUCUCCUUUGCCUCAUUCCUCCUUGAGUCCAAGUCAGAGAAGUGAUAGUGUGGUGUACCUGAAAAUGGAGAGUGGGGAAGAGAAGGCCAUUGCCACCAAAGACAGUGAAGAAAAGGCAGAGGACAGUGGAAGUAUUCACUCAGACAGACUUUUGCCAAACAGAACUGUGUCAUGUGCAUCAUUAGCAGAGACAUUUCCUGUAGUGUAUCCUGGUGACCCCUGUACAAGUAAAAGCAAUAUAAGCCAAGAAGUUGAAAAAUCACAAAUACCAAAGACAGAAAAAGAAGAAACUGACAUAGAAACUAUUCAAGUUGAUCAACCUCAAAGAAGCCAUUGUAUAGUUGGUGGCAGUCAAGAAAAUGUAGACACAGAAUUAAAUAUCAAGACUUUAACAGCAGUGCCUAGCACACCACAGGAGUUAUUAUGUAGUGAUUUAAGCUCAAGUAAAGAUGCCCUAGAAGUAGAGAAAGCAGGUAUAAAUGUUGAAGAAGGGAAAAAAAAAAAUGUCCUACAGAAAACAAAGACUAAUGAUUCAAGCAAGAUUUAUAACUGCAAUUCAUCAGCAAACUCUCUGAGUCCACCGAAAGUUAUUUCACAAAAGGAAAACAUACUGGUAGAUGUUGCAAGAAAAAGUGGAAGUAAACCAAAAUCCAGUACUGGAUUAUCAACAUUAGAUGCCACUAUCCCAGAUGUACCAAGUUCAUUAGAUAUAAAGGAAAAUACAAAAUACUUUCCAAAAUAUGCCUGGAAUAGGAUAGAACCUAUACGAUACAAAUUGCAAGAAAAUGUUGGAGAUGAGUAUGUAAAUAUUGGUUACCAAUGUCCAACAUGCAAUAAGGUCUUUGUAACUGAGUGGCAGAUGAUGAAGCACUCAAUCACCCACUUCAAAUUCCAGUGCGAUGUAUGUGAACAGUCCUUUAGCAGUGAAGGAAGUUUGAAGGAUCACUUACAUGAACACCUGACUACUGCCUAUGAGGAUGAAAAAUAUUAUUGCCAGUUUUCAUGCAAGAUUUGCCAUAGCCUUAAAUGUGAAUGUUUUGAACCUUUGUAUAUUAAAGCUGAAGAGAUUCUGAGGACCUACAAAAGGCCCCAGAAGGCAAGAAGGUCCUCUAAAGUUUUCCUUUCAAAGCCAAACUCAGGUCCCAAUGACCACCUCCGGGUGACUCUGGGGAGUUACAAAAAAAGUCUUCAGCAAAUGCAUUUCGGAAGUAAGACGAAAGGGACACAGCAUCAAACAAGUCAGGCAACACAGCAGGUGUUGUUGCGGAAUAUGAGUCACCCUUUGCAGAAGACUAAUACAGGACACAUAGGCACAGUAAAUUCAGAUCAAGAGAUUAUUGGUGGUGUUAACUUAACAAGGCUCCGAGGCGAAGUACCAAACUCAGAAGAGAAUCAAGGUUACCAUGAAUACUCAAGUACAGGAUUGCCAGCACUCUCUGUAAGAAAUGAUUUGUUAAUAACCACACCAGAAGGAGCAAUAAGUGAAACACAUCUCGUGACCCUUCCCAUGGACAUGAAGACCAAACCAGAUCGCAGGAGAAGACCUCUGGGUAGUCGAAAGAGGACUGCCAAGUUGUCAAGUAACUUUAUUUACAAGGAUACAGAUUUCUAUUUCAUGUGUGAAAUGUGUGAUGCCAGCUUUCUCUCCAAAGCUGAAUUAAGUGAACACAUGUUUUUCCACCGACUGAAGUCGAGGAGCAGGAGAGGAGAGAAGAGGAGGCUUACAGAGUCCGUGCAAGAGGAAGAAAAUACAGCCAAACGCUUCAAGGAAGAAGAUCUGCAAAUUAAUGAGGAAGUUGUGACCAUAAAUGUUGGAGGUUUUGAAAGGUUCAAGUGCCCUCUGUGCAAAGGUCACUUUGCCUCAGUAACAGACCUGAACAGACAUAGAACCCAAGCACACAAAGAUAACGAAAUCAUCCCUUCAGUAAAUGAAUCAAUAGCAGUACCAUGUUUAGAAAUGCUGCAGUGCAAUUUCUGUAAUAGGCUCUACAGGCGGGAGCGUGAGUUGCGAAGACAUCUCAAGCAUGAUUGUUUAGCAGCUCCAGAAGAUCUGAAGAACAAGUUAUCUGUAGGUAUCAGCCUUACUUCCUUGCAUGAGAUGGGAGAUGGACCUUACUACUCAAAAGUCCAGAGAAAUUCAGAUGAUGCAUCAGUGCAUCAUGAAUAUGGCACUCGCAUGUCUCCACACAAAGGCCCUAUAACUUGCAGAUACUGCCUGACAGUAACGAGGAGAGAGGCAGAGAUGAAAAGACAUAUUUGGAAAUAUUGUAACAAGAUCCCUAAGGCAGUCAUUAAGAUGUUUAAAGAUGGGGCUUCAUUGGAGGAGCUUGGCUUCAUUACAGGCAGUGUAAAAGUGGAGCCAGUGACCGAGACAGUCAUCAGUCAUCUCCCAAAACCUAUUGCACCAACAAGUGAAACUAUGGAUGUAGACAUUGAAAGUCCAGCACUCACAAGUGAACCCCUGUUGCCUAACCAAACUCCUGCUGUUCCUGUGAUUAAUCCUACAUCAUUUGCAACUAGUUCAAAAUCAAAAGGGCCUUUGAUAUGCACGUAUUGUGGCAUAUGGUACUUCAGAGAGGUCUCGCUUUUGAAACACAUGAAGGAACGUUGCAUAAAAAUAUCUCUGGAGGAGAAAGAACUGCUCCAGAUGGGAGCAGGGCUUUGUACUUACACUCCCGAAGUGACGCCGGAGGUCUGCGGGCCUUCUGAAAAGCAGGGAACCUUCAAAAUUGUAAACAGAAAUCAGUUGCCUCUGACUCCGGUCAAAAAGGAAGAUCCUGAGCCGCAGGAAACCAGCCCAGUCCUGAACCAGCAAGAGGAGUUACAGCCCGUAAAGUUGGAGCCGGAGGAGACGGGCCCUCAAGUGGAAAUGUCACCACCAAAGUCGCCCUUAAAAGUGCCACACGAAAAAGUCACCCCCAGUCAGCCGCCCGCCCCAAAGGCAAGAAAAAAUUCGAGAUGCAGGCGUUGCCACGAUACCUAUUCUUCACACGAAGCAGUUUUGGCCCACAGCAGUGUGCAUCACGGUCCAAAGAAAGGAUUCUACAAAUGCAAACUGUGCCAGGUCAAGAUAGCCAAAUACAAGCAGCUGCGCGAACAUGUGUGGGAGCACACUAACGAGACCCCUUACAAAUGCCACCUCUGUGAUACCAAAUUUAGAACAAGUGAUUCCAUAAUCGAGCAUUUAGACUCGUUACACAAUUAUAAAGAAAUAAACGAAAGGAAUCUAUAUAAAUGGUUACCCGGGCGCAAUGGAAAAUACCGCGAAAUCAAGGAAGUGAACAAGAGUGCCGAACGCGAAGAAACAUUGGUGGAUGUGAACGCGAGUUUGGACAGCCUCGCUGAGGUGAUGGUGGUAACAGACAAAGACAUCUGGACUGGAAGAAGUAGCGACAGCGCCAGUCCUAGAAAGAAGUCCACACACAACGUUUCCGGAUCUGAGAGCUCAAGUGUUGAGAGCUCUCCGGUAGGGCAAAAAACGAAUGUAAGGGACAAGUCUGAGACUCUAACGACUCCACCUCCAGGUGUCGGUACCACUCAGAAGGACGGGAAAGCCGUUUUUGCGACGCCAGAAGAACUUCAAAGUGACAAGGGAAAGGUGUCGAGAUCGCUGGGGAAGGGAAACCUCUCUGUGUCACCGGAAGAAAAACUGUCUCAACAAAGUAAAGGCGAGAGAAUUCCAGUAGUGGCAGUAGAAAGUGAAGAUUCCGACUGCAUGAUGAGAAGUAUUACAGAUGAAAGCAGCGAAAAAACGACAAGUGAAGGAAGUAACCAAGUGAAAACGGUGAGGAGACGAGUGAGAAAGAAAAGUGUUCCCCCAGAACUUUCGAAGUGUAAAGAAAAUCAGAACACAAGGAAAAGGAUCAAACCAAGCGCAAGCGAAAGUCCAAGAAACAAGGAAACCACGAAACAGAUCCAUGAGGUCGCGGAAUCAUCCAGGAAAGUCGCGUUAAAUUCGGAGGAUAAAAGUUCCAGCGGGGAAAUGAAUACCGAUAGUUCCGAAGAUGAAAGGGCCAAGAAGACCGCCGUGCCCGGAAGUCCACCAGGAAAAGGACGCGCGGAUAAAGAUAAUUCGAAAAAGCUAGAUAUAAGUGUCGAAGGAUCGGAAGACAACGGAGACGGACUUUUGUCUUGUGUUGAAAAUCUAGAAAGUGUGAUAGAAACAGUCCAACUCACAGACAAUUAUUUAUCAUCCUAAGAUCCCAUACUUUACUAUUCAUACUCAAGAAAAAAUCUAUAUAUCAAUACAUAAAUUGUUUAUACAAAAAUAUCAGUUUGAUGUACAGCAGUUUUCAUGUACUCUAAUGAAAGAAUAAAACGGUUUUGUUUUAUUGACAUUCUGUGAUCUUAACUAUGCAGUGUUCCUCUCGUCUAUUCAUAUAGCAAAAGUCUUGACUGAAUAAAGGAAAGCUUUAGAAAGAACAUUGUUUGUACGUGCCAUAUUCUCAAGUAUUUUAUUUUCUUUUUAUAAUAUAAAAAGUUGCUGUUAUUCAUGAAUUCCCGUGUAUCUUGGUUUGUUGAAUAACCACACUUAAGGUUGAUGUGAAACCUUAAACAGGAAUAUGUCUAACUUUCAUUUCCUUAUUCUCAAAACAUAUAGAUUUGGUUGCUGAAGUACAAAUAAAUAAUGGA